AAAUCGUCAAUUUUGUGAACGAUUGUCAACCUGAAAUCAGCCAGAUUAAAUUUCCAAUCCGUACCCCUUUAACCGUUUCAGAUGUAUAUAAUAAUAAUUAAAUUAGUUAAAGAAAGUCUAGCUAGUUAGUGUGUGUGCGCGUGUGCGUUUAUCUCUAUAUAUAUUGACUCAUUUCCAAACACACAAUCCACUUUCAUACAAAGAAGCCAAAACCAAACUUAUAUGUAAAGCAACGGAGAGAGCUCCAAAGCUACAACAAAGAAAGAACAAACAAACACAAAUUCCAUCAUCAAACACAGAAAUAUUAUGGCGGAUGAAUAUUAUCAACUUCAAGCGGAGACAACAUGGUGGAUGAAUCCACCAAUUAGAAGCAGCAUGAUGUUUGGAUCAUCACCUUGUUCAUCAUCAGCUGGAGGAAUCAAUCUUGACUUGGGAAGCUUUGGAUGGCCAACCAGUACUGAUUUCCUAGACAUCAAAACAACAACAACAACAACAACAACAAGAUGCAGUCCAGAUGAUCAUCAGUCUCAUAAUAACAAUAAUUCAUCAGCCAAUUCUGAUGGAUCUUCCUCCAUAGUUAUUCAAGACUUGCAGAAACCUAACUCAGAUUCAGCCACCAGCUCAAUGGAUUCAGCCCUUCAAAUUAUAGCUACUUCUCUAGGUCUUCCUUCAUCAACAACAUCAACAACAACAGCUGAUUGGGAUUCAGCUUUAAUCCAUGGUGGUAAUGGAAGGCCUGAUCAUCAACAAGCAGCCAACAAUUACCAGAAUUCCAGCAUGAAUUACCGGCAAGAAAUCGGUAUUGAUCAGAAUUGUACUUCUGAUCAUCAUGAUCAUCUUCAGAUCCAAAACAACUUUGCUGCUCCUCCAGCUGGAUUUCCAAUGAAUCCUGCCUCUUAUGGUUACCCUUCAAAUCUGCUUCAAACGCUGUUUGAUUCUGAGCCUCAGCCUCAACAACAACAAGUAAUAGAAUCUUCUUUAUAUACGAAUCAUCGAGCCAUGAACAACAACUAUCAGACAAGCUUGAAUAAUGAGCUUCCUCCUGCAUCUUUGCCUAAAUUCAAUCCUAUGCAACAAAAGCUACAACUUCCCAAUAAUCUUCCUUUCUCCGCAACCCCCGGGCAAAACUUUGUUAAUGGUUCAUCUUCAGCUGCAGCUUUGAAUGAUCUCCGGGCCAGUUUUUUCUCACCAACAGUACAAUCUCAGUUUCUCUCAUCGACGUUUAGCGAAAAGGCCAAUCUUCCCAACCUCACUGCAAAGGUUAACAGUGAUGAAGUAGUCCAAAGUUUAGGGACAACAACGGCGAAGAAAAGUGGGAGUACUGAGCCAGCGUUUAAACGGCCUAGAAUAGAAACUCCAACGCCAUUGCCAACUUUUAAGGUUCGAAAAGAGAAGUUGGGGGACCGAAUAACUGCCCUCCAGCAAUUGGUUUCGCCUUUCGGAAAGACUGAUACUGCAUCAGUUCUCCAUGAAGCAAUUGAGUACAUCAAAUUCCUACAUGAUCAAGUCAAUGUAAGUCCUUUUUUAUGACUUUUUUUUUUUUAAUCUCCCUUAAUAUAUGAAACCUUAACAUUUUCAAGAUUAAUUUUUGAUUAGGUGGAUUGAGAAGUACUGUUUGAUGUUGUAUUUACAGGUGCUAAGUACUCCAUACAUGAAAAACGGAUCUCCCGUUCAUCAUAGGCAACAGGUAGGGAUUGAAACCUAUAUCAUUCUACGAGUAUAAUUGAUCGAUAUAUUUUUUUCUCAAAAAUGUAUUGCAUAAGUACUCCAUUCAAGUUCUUACAAAUGUCAUGUUAGACGUUUUGUAAGUACUGGGAAGUUACUAGGCCAUGCUUGGAUUGUUAUUUUGUGCUUUGUGCGUGUGCGAGUGGGUGGGUGAGUUUUUUUUUUUAAAAAAAAAAAAAAUUAUUGUUUCAUUUUACAUAUUCAAUCCAUCAUUCUGCGUUUUGAAAUUUUCAAGAAAACUUCUUUCAGUUUCCAACGAUAAAAAGAAGGGGAAAAAAAAACAAAAAAAAAAAACACAACCCAUAAUAUACACUUUUAAUGUCUAACCUUUUGAUAUGGGGAAGAGGUGUAGAAAUUUACAACCGGAAAAAUGUUCCAAUUCAUUGUACAGUAGACUAAUUUUAUGACAUCAAUAUUCAAAAAGUUCAUCAUAUUUUAUAUUGCACUUUCUUUCACGAAGUACUUGAUAUAUAAUACCGUCAUAGUAAACAUAAUUUGUAUAAUGUUAUGCAGAUAUCAGAUAAAUCAAGAAAUCAAGAAGGAUUAAAAGAAGGCUUGAAAAGUAGGGGACUUUGUUUAGUGCCAAUAUCCAGCACCUUUCCAGUAGCAGCUGAGACCACAACUGAUUUUUGGACUCCAACAUUUGGGGGCACAUUUAGGUAGAAGAAAGAAGAAGAAGAAGUUAAAAAAAAUCAUCAAAAGCUUACACGACAGAUAUUCGUAGAGCUGACACAAUAACCAAUCAAAAAGUGUUACAACUAAUUAAAUCUGGAAGAAAAGUUGUAUGGAUUAGUACUACAAACUGAAAGCAAUUAUAAGGAUAUAUGCCACAUUAUUGCUGUUAUAGCAAGUAUUGGAUGGAAAGCUAAGAUUAGGAGAAGAAGGAAAAGGGAAGUGGCCCUCUACAAGGAAAAGAAGCCAGCCAACAAUGCUGGGCCAAUCUACAAAAGCACAAUGAUUUCAAAGGUGCGCAAGGAUUAGGUACAUUGUAAUAAUUAACAUUUUUAGUAUAAUUAAGUUUAGAUUAAAUGUGGGCUAAGGAACGGGAACAAGUGCUAAAUUUGGUUGAUAAUAUUUAGAUUAGCUUUUGAGGGAUAUAUUAUGUAUUUAUUUUGUGUAAUGCGGUUUGGUUGAGCACUUGAGAGCUGAAUUUAGCACGUUUAAGUGUAUUAUUUGUUCCUGUUUCUUUUAAUGAAAGUUACUUACAUGUUCUGGAGAUGGUUUGAUGUUCUCUUGC
Oldenlandia corymbosa var. corymbosa is the source of this 2962-nucleotide messenger RNA. Lineage: Eukaryota; Viridiplantae; Streptophyta; Magnoliopsida; Gentianales; Rubiaceae. The record is from the annotation of a GenBank genome assembly.